Messenger RNA from Synchytrium microbalum, 1467 nucleotides. RefSeq lists its product as uncharacterized. The transcript is spliced from 5 exons. Gene Ontology annotation, cellular component: nucleus. The record is from RefSeq and is a predicted model, not a curated record. NCBI's taxonomy places the organism in Eukaryota, Fungi, Chytridiomycota, Chytridiomycetes, Synchytriales, Synchytriaceae. The coding region runs from base 1 to 1467 and encodes 488 amino acids.
AUGAAUCCAGAGCUAUAUAGAGACAGGAUCAAAGAGAUACUAGCAGAAUCAGAUCCAACAGUAGUCACAGCUCGCCGUAUUCGCAAGCAGCUGGAAGAUGAACGACAUGUAGAUUUAACCCCCAUCAAGAAGCAAAUAGACCAACUCGUCGUUACGCUCUUUGACGAAUCUGAGAGUCCAGCUGUCGAUGCUGUUGCUUCUCCUCCUCCUCCAGUGAUCAAAAAGACUGCCAGCUCAAAGGCACCACCAUCAUCAUCUGGUUCUCGAGCAACACCACCACCUCAAAAAGUCACCCCCAAACCAAAACCAAAGUCAAGACAAGUCAAAUCAUCACAAGUAAUAGAUUCAGAUGACGACGGUGACCAUGACGACGACGACGGAAUAGUAGGGGACGACGACGAAAGUGGCAUGGAUUCUGAUGGAAUAGCAAACCAGGAAAAGCAAGAUGCAAAACUCGCUCGUCAACUUCAAGAGAUGGAUAAUCCACGUGGACGAACUCGUCGUGCUGCUGCUCCACUUCCUAAACGCAAAGCUUCUGCAAAGAAGAAGAAUGGUGACAAGGCAAGUAAUGCUGGUAUCAGGAAGAGGGGUGGUGGAUUUACGGCUCCUGUGCUAUUAUCGCCUGCACUCAGUGAAUUUCUAGGAGGUGUUACUCUUAUGGCGAGAACUCAAGUUACCAAAGAAGUAUGGAAGUAUAUAAAGGAGCACGAGUUGCAGGAUCCAAAGAGCAAGAUUACUGUUGUGCCUGAUGAAGCGUUGAAAAAGGUUUUGGGUACUUCUCGCAUACAUGGUUUCAAAAUGACCAAGAUCUUGUCAUCACACAUGUCCAAGCCUGAUGAAGUCUCUGCAAACAAAUACAAGGAAGAGCAUGCCCAUGAUCUUAUCGAAGACGAUGAUACAUCUUCUGUUAAUAGUAACGAAGACAUUGAUGAUCUUGAUGAUACUCCCGUCAAGGCCAAAAAGUCUCCCAAGUCAGCAAAGAAGAAGAAGGUCGGUGGAGGUACUGGUGGAGGAUUCAAUAAGCCAUACCAAUUGUCAGAGGCAUUAUCAGCUCUUUGUAAAGGUGCUCGAGUCUUGUCACGUCCCAAAGUUGUAAAGUAUAUAUGGAAGUAUAUCAAGGGAAACAAUCUACAAGAUCCAAAAGACAAGAGGAACAUUAUAUGUGAUGAGAAUCUCGCUGCCGUUAUGGGGCACAAGAAAGUUACUGCUUUUUCAAUGAACAAGUACAUUGGCAAUCACUUGUCUGAUGCUGAUGGUGCGGAAGCAGAUAUCAUUGAAUCGGACGAUGAUGACGAAAAAGAAGAAGUAGUGGAAGAAGAGGGGGUGGAGGAGGAGGAAGAAGUAAACGAAGACACUGAGAUGGCUCCAAAGGGUCAAUCCUCACCAACCUUGUUCGAUGCUUCAGCUGGAGACCAAGAAGAAGUGUUCUCCGGAUCCAUGAUGGAUGAGGGAGAAGACAACGAGUAG